AUGUCAGCCCCCGUCACCUCACUGUGGUGGCCCGAGGAUCGGGUGAAAGCGACCCUCUGCCCGGAAUAUGUCUUCGGCCAGCUCCCUUCAAACGUCCUGCACCGUCUAGUGGCCCCGCUGCCUUGGGGAGAGGGCCUGACGAGCGAAUCCUAUCUCGACUGGAUCAUCGCCAAGGCCGGCAGGCUCUUUCUCAUUCUUGUCGACAUCGGCAUCCCCGAUCGGAUCUUCGCGUUGAUAGACGAGUCUCUGGAUGACUCGGAUCUACCGUUCUCGGCUCCUAGUGUUAAGCAUCUGCCUCUCUUCGCGGACGGCUCAAAUCCCGACCUCGAACAUAGAUUCUUCCUGGCUCAAUGGCGGUUCAUUGUACGCGGAAUUGCUGCAGGCGACCAUGUGAAGUACACUCAAAACGAGGGCGUUCCGGUGGAACUCCUCCGUACGGGAACAUCGCUGGUAAGGGAGGGUGUCGAAAAGGUGGUUCUAGCCGGCGCGACGUGCCGUAUACUCCUGCGAACGCAAGUCACUGUCGGCGGAGCACCGCACUUCUUUGAAGAGGAUGAGGUUUUGGAGGAGAUCCGCUCUUUGAGGAGGUUGGCCCAUGACCACGUCUAUUCAAUCUAUGCGUCCUACUUUGUGGAUAACACGGUCUGCAUCCUCUUCUCUGGAGUAUACGAACGCACCUUGAUGUCCUUCCUCACCGACGUGCCUCAACCAUUUAAACGGCUCCCAAAAAACAAGCGGCGGGAGAUAUUGGUCAAUUGGCCGCAUUGCUUGGCCGAUGGCUUGUCUUGGCUGCAUGCGCAUAGCCAUGCACAUAGCGUCAUCCGUCCGUCGAACAUCCUGGUCGAUGCUGAAUUCCGAGUCUAUCUAGGUCAAUUCGAGGCGCUCGAUACCUUGCUAUCGCCGGCCAAGCUGGAUGAUGUCGAGUCGUAUCAGUAUGGCUCCCCAGAGCGCUGGGUGCGCUCGGUCAGUGUUCAGAACACUGACAUAACGAGACCGUUGGUUAGUCUUCCAUCUGGGAGCCGUUCGGCUCGGAAGCAGUCGGCCUCGUCAACCACACGCCCGUCUUUCCUGAGCUUGUCUCGACUCCGCAGCUCUCUGCCGUCUGAUCACGAGACGGAUAGUCCACGUGCAGAAUCGGUCACCUCGCAGGGUACUGCCAUACGCAUUGGCCUGCAAGGGUCCUCUUCCUCGCGAGUCUCCUUCACCCAGUCAUCCUCUUCCGGAUCCAGUACUGGAAGUGUCCGCAAACGCACCAUCGGAUCCAUCAAACGGCCCAUGUUCUAUACACCUUCCAUCACCUCUUCCAACUCCUCGGGCUCCUCUUCCGCCUCUUCCGCUAUAUAUCACCCAAUCGGCUAUCCAAUUAUAGGCACGAACGCUGCCAUAGUCCAGACCUGGCAGACGCGCCAGACGGACCCGGAAGCCUCCGAUAUCUUCUCCCUCGGUGCUGUGAUACUAGACAUCUUUACCGUUCUCUGCAAACGCAAGCUCUCCGCCUUUGCUCAUCACCGGGGAGCUAAGAAUCGGACUGCCGGCCGCGGGGGCGGCGUCGCCGAUUGCUCCUUUCACCUGGACCGGAACGCCGGCCAGGUAUGCUCGUGGAUCACGCUCCUGGACAACGACGCCAAAAAACACAAAGACCCCAUUUUCCAGGCCGUUCGACCAAUGCUCGAUGUCGUCCGAGUCAUGCUGAGCAGAGACCCAGCCGAGCGUCCCUCCGCGUUCCAGGUCGAACAGCUAUUCGCGCGCGCGAUCCAGAAGUUGGAUGCCGCCGCC
Aspergillus aculeatinus CBS 121060 is the source of this 1776-nucleotide messenger RNA. RefSeq names its product protein kinase domain-containing protein. Gene Ontology annotation, cellular component: cytoplasm. NCBI's taxonomy places the organism in Eukaryota, Fungi, Ascomycota, Eurotiomycetes, Eurotiales, Aspergillaceae. Gene Ontology annotation, biological process: protein phosphorylation. The transcript has a single exon. Gene Ontology annotation, molecular function: ATP binding; protein serine/threonine kinase activity. The annotation marks the transcript as partial. The record is from RefSeq and is a predicted model, not a curated record.